AUGAGUUGGUGGCCUUUUUACGAAAGCUCUGAAAAUAAAGAUAAAAAUGUUUCACCCUAUGAUUCAUUAGUACCUCCCCCUCCUUCAGGGCCAUAUGUGGCACCUCCGGUAAAACCAAAAAAUAUAUCCAUUGAUGCAGUGGAUAGGUCAUUCAUAGGCUUUAGCCCACCGCCUAAAAUCAAAGAUUCAUAUCACAUUAACAGUGAUUAUUCCAUGUACCAGGAUGAAGAUACAUCUUCCAAGGGGAAAUGGGCUAGGUUGUCAAAUUUAAUGACUAAUCAAAGGGCUAGGGGUUGCAUCGAGAGCGUUAAAAUGGGUUGCAAGAUGGGUGCCACUGUUGGUGGAAUUUUUGGAUCAAUUACGGGUUUAUAUGCUUCAAUUGUCCAUCGCAAUUUACUAACACUACCUUUGUCAACAAUGGGCGGAGCAGUCAGCUUUGGAUUCUUUUUGGGUUGUGGCAUGAUUGUAAGAUGCUAA
Babesia microti strain RI is the source of this 477-nucleotide messenger RNA. RefSeq names its product conserved Plasmodium protein, unknown function. Gene Ontology annotation, cellular component: TIM23 mitochondrial import inner membrane translocase complex. Gene Ontology annotation, biological process: protein insertion into mitochondrial inner membrane; protein import into mitochondrial matrix. The transcript is spliced from 7 exons. The record is from RefSeq and is a predicted model, not a curated record. Lineage: Eukaryota; Apicomplexa; Aconoidasida; Piroplasmida; Babesiidae. The coding region runs from base 1 to 477 and encodes 158 amino acids.